AUGAAAGGUGGUGCUGUUGGUAGAAAUAUUGGUGGAAUUAAAAAUGAUCGGACUAAUAAUAACUUUUGUGUGGUUAAAAUAAAAUUGGGUUUACUAAAUAUAAGAUCGAUUGGCUCAAAGUACAACAUCAUUUAUGAUUUGAUCAGUGAUGGUUUGGAUAUUUUUGUUGUUACUGAAUCAUGGCAUGGUUCAUCAGAAAAUCCCUCCAUUGCGUUAUCUACUCCUCCUGGUUACCGCUUUGUAGAUUGUGUAAGAGAUAACGACCCUCUCCAUGGUGGAUUGAUAAUAUUUUUUCGUCUAUGUUUAAAAUGUAAAACAAUAGCCUUACCUAAAGUUACCACAUUUGAAGUUUUGGCGGUCAGGUUCACAGUUAAUAGUCAGGAGUUUAUUUUGCUCGCUAUUUACAGACCGGGUUCUGCACAGCUGUCCGGAUUAUUUUUUAAAGAACUGAUUUCUAUUCUGGAAAACAUUACAGUACUCAGUUCUCGAAUUAUUUUAACCGGGGACUUCAAUGUGCACGUUGAAAAGACGAAUGAUCCUUAUGCUGCUAAUUUAAAUGAAAUCUUCGAUAAUUUUCAACUCAUCAAUCGUGUAAAAGCACCAACACAUUUACGUGGUGGUACACUAGACUUGAUAGUAACCUCCGAGGAUUUUCCACAACAAUUCAAAGUGACAUCCAGCAUAUCAAAAUAA
This is a messenger RNA of Helobdella robusta, 693 nucleotides long. RefSeq lists its product as hypothetical. Bases 1 to 693 code for a protein of 230 amino acids. Gene Ontology annotation, molecular function: catalytic activity. Lineage: Eukaryota; Metazoa; Annelida; Clitellata; Rhynchobdellida; Glossiphoniidae. The record is from RefSeq and is a predicted model, not a curated record. The transcript has 2 exons.